Messenger RNA from Phragmites australis (common reed), 2900 nucleotides. RefSeq names its product mixed-linked glucan synthase 4-like. Gene Ontology annotation, biological process: plant-type primary cell wall biogenesis; cellulose biosynthetic process. Gene Ontology annotation, molecular function: mannan synthase activity; cellulose synthase (UDP-forming) activity. The record is from RefSeq and is a predicted model, not a curated record. Lineage: Eukaryota; Viridiplantae; Streptophyta; Magnoliopsida; Poales; Poaceae. Gene Ontology annotation, cellular component: plasma membrane; trans-Golgi network. The coding region runs from base 40 to 2691 and encodes 883 amino acids. The transcript has 3 exons.
CCAACUCCAAACGAACAAGGGGGAGGUUCACCCUUCACGAUGGCCGCGGCAGUGACUCGCCGGGUCAAUGGCGGCCUCCACGUCGAGCCCACCAACGGCAACGGCGUGGCCAACGGGGAGAACCGGCGCGACGGGGCACCAGCAGACUCGCCCGUCGCCAAGCGGAUCAACGACGCCAAGGACAGUGAUGUCUGGGUGGCCGUCGAGGAAGGGGACAUGUCGGGGACCGGCGAUGGCGACAGCAGCCGGCCGCUACUCUUCCGGACCAUGAAGGUCAAGGGCAGCAUCCUGCAUCCUUACAGGUUCUUAAUUCUUCUGCGACUGAUCGCCAUCAUCGCGUUCUUCAUAUGGCGCAUCAAGCACAAAAACCAGGAUGGCGUGUGGCUCUGGGUCAUGUCCAUGGCUGGGGACGUCUGGUUCGGCUUCUCAUGGGUCCUCAACCAGCUCCCAAAGCUCAACCCCGUCAAGCGCGUUCCAGACCUCACCGCCAUCAGAGAUCAGUACGAUUCCUCCACCUCCAGUGAAUCCAAGCUGCCUGGCAUCGAUGUCUUCGUCACCACCGUCGACCCAGUGGAUGAGCCUAUACUGUACACGGUGAACUCCAUUCUCUCCAUCCUUGCCGCUGACUACCCAGUGGAGAAGUAUGCAUGUUACCUUUCAGACGAUGGUGGGACGUUAAUCCACUAUGAGGCAAUGCUUGAAGUUGCAAAAUUUGCUACGUUAUGGAUCCCCUUUUGUCGAAAGCAUAGCAUAGAGCCCAGAGCACCAGAGAACUACUUUGAGGUGAAGAGGCGACCAUACAUGGGAAGUAUGCAAGAAGAAUUCAUGAGUGACCACAGGCGUGUGCGCAGAGAAUAUGAAGAAUUCAAGGUGAGGAUAGACUCCCUUUUUAACACCAUUCAACAACGAUCUGAGGCUUACACUGGCAAGAACACGGAAGAAAAUGGUGUGAAGGCAACUUGGAUGGCCGAUGGGACACAGUGGCCUGGCACAUGGAUUGAGCAAGCUGAGAACCAUAGAAAAGGACAACAUGCUGGAAUUGUUCAGGUCAUACUAAACCAUCCGAGCCAUAAACCACAACUCGGAUUGCCGUCAAGCAUUGACAAUCCAUUUGACUUUAGCAACGUUGACAUGCGCCUUCCCAUGCUCGUCUACUUGUCCCGCCAGAAGCGCCCUGGCUAUAACCACCAAAAGAAGGCUGGUGCCAUGAAUGUGUUGCUCCGUGUCUCCGCCUUGCUCUCCAAUGCACCCUUUGUCAUCAACUUCGACUGCGACCACUACAUCAACAACUCGCAGGCCCUGCGUGCAGCGAUGUGCUUUAUGCUCGACCCGCGCGAUGCCCAGAACACCGCCUUUGUCCAAUUUCCGCAACGCUUCGACGACGUCGAUCCAACAGAUCGGUAUGCCAACCACAACCGUGUCUUCUUUGAUGGCACCAUGCUCUCCCUCAAUGGCCUACAAGGGCCCUCCUACCUUGGCACCGGUUGUAUGUUUCGUCGUGUCGCGCUAUACGGUAUGGAGCCACCGCGAUGGGGAUCGGGCGACAUCAAGGUAACAGGCACGGCCAAAGAAUUUGGUAAGUCAAUACUGUUCACAAACUCGACGCUAGAUGGCGCGAACCAAGAACAGUCGUCUAUCACACCAAUGUUGUUCGAUGAGUCGAUCAACACUGAGCUGACUACCCUGAUGAAUUGUGCCUACGAGGAUGGCACUUCAUGGGGGAGAGAUGUUGGGUGGGUGUACAACAUUGCAACAGAGGACGUGGUGACCGGAUUUCGCAUGCACCGUCAAGGCUGGCGCUCCUUGUAUUGCUCCAUGGAACCAGCCGCGUUCCGUGGCACUGCGCCGAUCAACCUCACCGAGCGUCUCCUCCAAAUAUUGCGGUGGUCAGGUGGCUCCCUUGAGAUGUUCUUCUCCCACAGCAAUGCACUCCUUGCAGGUCGUCGGAUGCACCCCCUGCAGCGGAUCGCGUACCUCAACAUGUCGACCUAUCCGAUCGUCACGGUAUUCAUCCUGGCCUACAACCUCUUCCCGGUGAUGUGGGUGAUCUCUGAGCGAUUCUACAUCCAAAGGCCAUUCGGCCCGUACAUACUAUACCUUAUCGCGAUCAUCGCGAUGAUGCACGUGAUCGGCAUGUUCGAGGUGAGAUGGGCAGGCAUCACCUUGCUCGACUGGUGCCGCAACGAGCAAUUCUACAUGAUCGGCGCGACUGGAGUGUACCCGACGGCGGUGCUGUACGUGGCGCUGAAGCUGAUCACGGGGAAGGGGAUACACUUCAGGCUCACGUCGAAGCAGACAGCGGCCUGCUCCGCCGACAAGUUCGCCGACUUGUACGCCGUGAGGUGGGUGCCUCUGCUGAUCCCCACCAUCGCAGUCUUGCUUGUGAAUGUCGCGGCCGUUGGGAUGGCAGUCGGCAAGGCAGCAACGUGGGGGUUGUUCACGGAGCAGGCACGGCACGCUAUGCUCGGGAUGGUCUUCAACGUGUGGAUUCUCCUGCUCCUCUACCCGUUUGCACUUGGGAUCAUGGGACGCUGGGGGAAGAAACCUUCCAUCCUGUUUCUUCUGCUGGUGAUGGCCGUUGGUACAGUUGCGAUCGCGUAUGUCAACUUCCGUGCCACGUACCCGACAGGAUGGUCAGAAAUUGCAACUUCUCUCGGUAGAGCAGAAUCAGUGACCGGGUCAUCUGGGUAGAUUUAUAUAGUUCAUUUUGAUAAUGCGUCACUGCACACUCGGUGCAGUGGUUUGGUUGUAUUUAGCUGUGAUGGUAGCUCAAGUAAGGGUUGUAUUCAUCCAACGUGAGACGUUGACAUGAAAAUUUUUAAGAUUUUUGUUGUCCCUUACUUUUUAAUUUUUAACUACAGCCCAUCAAAAAUCUAUAUAAAGAUCACCUCUUGUGCUUG